Messenger RNA from Petromyzon marinus (sea lamprey), 2505 nucleotides. RefSeq names its product UV radiation resistance associated (gene UVRAG). Gene Ontology annotation, molecular function: SNARE binding. Lineage: Eukaryota; Metazoa; Chordata; Hyperoartia; Petromyzontiformes; Petromyzontidae. Gene Ontology annotation, cellular component: lytic vacuole; endosome. Gene Ontology annotation, biological process: SNARE complex assembly. The record is from RefSeq and is a predicted model, not a curated record.
GGUGGUGGGUGGGAGGGCGUCACAUGAUGGGGUCUGGCCCUGCCAUGGCCGCCACAUUCUCCUCCGCAGCCUCGCACCGAGGGGCGAAUUAACCAUCCACUUUCAUCCCGCCUUAAUCCGCCGUCGUUUUACUCUCAGUCGCUCUCUGCGGGGCGGCCGAGACUCCUACAAAAGCACCGACGUUAAUAUCUCGGCGUUUAAUUUACGUUAUUUCCCUGCUCGGUAGUUCGUUAACAAAAAAAACCCCCGCGUAAUUGUGCGCUGUCGGAUACGGAAACGUUGGCGGCUUGAUGCCUCCGGCAUAAUGAACGCGGCCGACGAUAAGGUAGCCCGAAAAGUUCACGUAGAGCUCUACUCGCAGCAGCGGCGGCUGCGGCACCUGCGGAGCAUCUCCGCACGGAAUCUGGUGAACCCGGCAGGGAGGGCGCUGUUGGAUUCGUACUUCACGCUGCACUUGUGGCACGACAGCCACAUCCUACCCGAAUUUUACACAAGCGAGGUCAUACGCGAUUCUCUGAACCCGACAUGGUGCAGCCUGGACUUUGGGCUGAUGCCAGACAACCUGGACACAUCGGUGUCGCGUCUGGUGGUGCGCGUGUACGGCGGCAGAGGGGACCGCUUCUCAGCGCUCAUCGAGUGGGACGUGCAUCUCGACGGCCUUCGAUACGUGGGCCCCCAGAUACGGGCAGAUGCGCCGAAUUCCAUCGUGUUCGGAAUGACCGACGGUUAUUACGGAACUCUGAGUAAUCGCAAGAAGCUGGCGGACAGGACCCAGGGUAGCCUGCAGGUGGAUGAGAACAUUGUGCGGACUUCCUACAGCGUGUUCUCCCUAAUCAGGUUGCACACAGCUCAGCGCGCCAUCAAGCAGACCCAGGCCACCGUCAAGAGAGUUCACAGAGACAUUGAGGAGCGACUGCGCUCCAAGGCCAGCCACAUACUCAUGCUGAAAGACCGUGAGCAGCUGCAGAUAGGGAUCUCCAUGCUGCACUCGGAGCUGAAGCGACAGCGCCAGGCCUUGGAGAAGCAGACAGAUUUGCUGCUGCACACGCAGAUGGAACUCGCGCACCGAGCGGAAGAACUGGAGAAGAAAAGGGAAUGUCUGAAGCAAGAGUGGGAGACUGUGCAGAAAAAAAGACGAAAGCAGGAAGACAAGAGGUCCAUGCUGCAGAAAACCAACGCGCAGCUCACCGUGCGCAGACGGCAGAUAUUUUCCGAGCUCGCUUUCAUCUACCCCAUCGCUGCGAAUGACAAUGAAGAGCACUUCAUCUGCCACAUCAAGUUGCCCAACUCCGACAACUUCCAAGCCAAGGACGAGGCGAGCGUGUCUGGCGCGCUGGGCUUCACGGCGCACCUCGUGUGCAUGGUCACGCUCUUCCUGCACGUGCCGCUGCGCUACCCCGUGCUGCACCGCGGCUCCAAGUCGCGCAUCCGUGACGACAUCACCGACAAGCUCACCGACAAGGACCGCGAGUUUCCUUUAUACGCCAAAGGAAAUGAGCGCUUCCAUUUCGACUAUGGGGUAUAUCUGCUGAAUAAAAACAUCGCUCAGCUACGUUACUACUGUAGCCUCAACACCCCCGACUUGAGGCGGACCCUCUACAACCUGCGGGACCUGCUCGAGAGCAAGCUCGGGGUGCCCGCGAGCCGGCUGCGGCCCUCGGUGCCCCGGGGUUCUUCGGUGGCCUCCCCGGAAUCCGGCGGCGGAGCCCGGCAGCACGUCCUGUCCAUCAGCGCGCCCCUCGGUGUCAACGGUGAGAAGGAAGGAGGGACUUCGGGUUCCGCCACCGCCGCCGCCGCCACCCCCCCCAAAGAAGUCGGACCGAGGCAUGGUGGAGUGGAUCAAGACUUUCACGGAAGCCGACAAACCCUCGGCUGACCGGCCAACGGGCACCCUCAACGGAGGCUCCGCUGAUGCACACGCUGCACCCGCCACGCGAUUACACCCAGCGGAUGAGGCUGUCACACCACCACCAGCAGUGACGGCAGCGGUGACGACAGCGGCCUCAACAGUGGCCUCAACAUCAGCAUCGGAAACAGCAGCAGGCACCGCAACGCCAGCAGCAGCAGCAGCAGCGACAGGAAGCGGCAAAGCUUCGUCGUCGACGGCUCGACUCGGCGGCCCGGAUACGGAAAGCGCGCGGGACAAGACGUUCCCGAAGCCACGGCUCUACUACCACCACCCGGCGUCGCAGCGGGUGCAGGAGUUUGUGGCGACGGGCCAGGCGGAGGGAGCGUGGGCCGUCGGGCCGCACAGCGGCGGCGCCGGCGGAGAGGGGGAGGGGGAGGAGGUGGAGGCGGCGGUGGAGGCGGACAGCGACGAGACGGUGCUGGGCGCGCUGGACGCCGAGGAGCUGGCGCUCGUGCACUCGGAGCUCGACGAGUUCACGCGGCGCGUGCACGCGCUCAGCGUGAACGCGGCGCCGUUCCGCCGGCACCGCGGCAGCGAGGCUGCCGAGCCUUGAGCCGCGUCUCGACCGCACGCGGCAGCGAGAGGCGCCGGCGGUG